This is a messenger RNA of Equus quagga, 3130 nucleotides long. RefSeq names its product DDB1 and CUL4 associated factor 16 (gene DCAF16). Lineage: Eukaryota; Metazoa; Chordata; Mammalia; Perissodactyla; Equidae. Bases 754 to 1404 code for a protein of 216 amino acids. The transcript has 2 exons. The record is from RefSeq and is a predicted model, not a curated record. Gene Ontology annotation, cellular component: Cul4-RING E3 ubiquitin ligase complex.
CAGCCUUCGUCUGGGUGGGAAGGGGCGUUUCCAAGAGGAGGGACCGCAGGCUCGCCCGAAAGUGGUGUGAGCAGGCUGGGCGAGCGGAGCGGCGGUGCGACUGUUGGGACAGAGCUGGUGGCGCUAGGCUUAGGUUAAGACUACCUUUCCAGAUAGUCCAACAACUAAGUCACCAAUUUCCAAGGGCAUUUGCACCACCUAUGGAAAACAUCCGAUCUGUGCACACCAGAUAUCCUUGACAACUCAUCCCACCAUCCCCCUGCACAAAAGUUGCCGUACCAGCGGACAACGAAGGCGACCACUGAGUUUCUUUUUAUCACCAAGUAGAUAUACUAUCCCUGCCAACAAAACAGAGUACACAAAGUGUCUCUUCACAAUAUCAUGACCACUUGAGACCCUGCUAAGAAAAUCAGCUUGCCUAGAUGAGCACCCUGUCUCUCCUUGGUUAGCCAGGAUUUGAAGGAGAGCUUCUGUCCUGUGCUGCUGGUAAGUGACUGACACUUUUACACACUGAACUGGUCCUGAGAACUGAGAUGUCUUCUUUGUAAGUGAAGAAUAUACAACAUAAUCUUGAAGGACUGCACAGUGGUGCGAGCCAGAAGCAUACUGUGUGUGUGUGUAAUGGACUGAGAAACAGACAAAUUAAUCUUGUUGAAAGGAUUUUUCAUCUUUUGUUUAUUUGCCAGUGUUAGCCAGUGUUUUGCUGGCUUAGAUUGUUGCCUUUUUCUGGUUCCUUUUGUCUCUUCUCUUCUGAUGGGUCCCAGAAAUCCCUCUCCUGACCCCUUAUCAGAAUCAGAAAGUGAGGAAGAAGAGAACGCUAAGUACCUCAAUGAGAGUUCUGGGGAAGAGUGGGAUUCCUCUGAAGAAGAGGACCCUGUGGUGCCCAACCUAACGCCUCUUGAGAGUCUUGCCUGGCAGGUUAAGUGCCUUUUAAAAUACUCUACAACUUGGAAACCUUUAAAUCCUAAUUCCUGGUUAUAUCAUGCUAAACUCUUGGAUCUAAGCACACCGGUCCAUAUACUUCGAGAGAUAGGUCUAAGACUCUCCCAUUGUUCCCACUGUGUACCAAAACUGGAACCAAUUCCUGAGUGGCCUCCUCUGGCUUCUUGUGGAGUCCCACCUUUUCAAAAGCCCCUUAUAAGUCCCAGCCGGCUUUCUAGAGAUCAUGCCACUCUAAAUGGAGCACUGCAAUUUGCCACCAAACAGUUAAGCCGAACAUUGAGUAGAGCCACUCCCAUACCUGAAUACCUAAAACGGAUCCCUAAUUCAUGUGUGUCUGGUUGUUGCUGCGGCUGGUUAACUAAAACAGUUAAGGAAACAACCCGCACUGAACCCAUCAACACUACUUACUCCUACACUGACUUCCAAAAGGCAGUUAACAAACUCCUAACAGCAUCACUAUAAAGAUCCACCAUUUGUUCUGAUAUCUGUCAUGUUGUUACAGGAGUACAAAGUUACACAGCCUGCAGUUGAGAAACUAAUGGCUUCUCAACCAAACUAUACCCUGUCCUGACAGGCUGCAGUACUGCCAAGUACUGAAUAUUUACCCAAGAGUCCCAUAACUCUCUACAGAAAAUGUGCAUUGUGAGCAUUCCCUUUGACAGACCAUGUCAAUAAAAUGAGAACUUCAAUGGAGAAUUAGUCAAAGGGACCAUAUCAUAAAAGAUAAGUUGACUAUUCUCCACACUCAGUUCUCCCCCCAGUUAAUUCCGCCUUUCUGAAUGGACUCUAACUAAAUGUCUAAUUAUUAAUGAGACGGAAAAAGUAGGCCACUACCCCUUUUGUUACCCAACCUUAGAACAGCCAUUGUGGAAAGUGGGACGUUAGCUACUCCUAGUAAUACCUUUCUGACAUUCAUUUCUAGGGAGGUAGUUGAAGUAAAUUGAAUAACUAGACAAAAGAAAAUGGCAGGAAUAUCGAUUUAUCUCCCAGCUUUUGUAUAGACAGGCCUAUAGAUGACACCCUUUAGGGAUUCCUGUUUUUGGGGAAGGGAAUAUAGUGUCAAACUUAGCCUACACUACUCCAGACCUAUCACGGUACCUGCAGUUACAGUAUAAACAUUUAUAUCAUAGGCUGCCACCCGGGGGUCUCUAGCUAAAUUGACGUAUAAGAUCGUACCUGGGGAUUAAACAGACACUUGUUUUGUAGGCAAUAUGUUUCUUGCAUCUUGGCAGCCAAACUUUAGGUAAGAGCAAAUAAAACACAUUCUAAAAGACCAACAGAGAAGGAUUAAGAGAGCAUUUAUGCACUUUCCACAUCCAUUGCAAACUUUUUCAGGAACAUUUCUAACUUUAAAGAACCUUACUACAGAAAAUCUUAGCCUGAUACAAUCUGAAGUUAAAGAGUUUUUUAGCGUUAUUGUUUCUACAUAGAUUAACGUUAGAUUUCCUUCUACCUAAACAAAGAAUAUGUACCCUUGUAAAUGAGUCUUGCUGUGUUUAUUUACGUGAGUAAAUAAAAUGUAUGAGACCAUUAAAUCUUUUCACACACAUACAAUGAAGAGUGAAGCCUGUGUGUGAGUCUGGUUGACUGACAUCUAAAGGGACUCAGAAGACAGAUUGUUAAAGAUAGAACAAUAUAUCCUUUUCCUUGUUUUAGUUUAACCUUUUCCUAUUCUCCAUGUUAAGUGCUGUAUACAAUGUGGCAUCAAAAAAUCGAAGCGUUAGCGGAAUCACAAAUUUUAUAAAUGUUUAGCAACUUUAAAGAGAGAGAAGAAUGUUUAUAACUUAAUGAGUUAUUUCUUCUGAGCUUUAGUUGUCUUAAGAAAAAAGGAGGGAAUUGUAGUAGGUAGAAAAAAAUAUUUGUUAGUGGAAAAUUACUCAACUGAAACCAUAUCAUACUGUUAGUGUAACUGAAUGUAUCAGAAACUGUUCCUAUGUAGAUGUUCUGUGAAACUGGUUUUUAAAAUGUUACGAGAACCUGUUUCUUUUUUUAAGGGGGAGGUGGGACAAUGUGGGGAGGUCUAACAAUUAAAAUAUGUUGAUGUUUAUGUAACCAUAAUAUGUUUCUUUUUCUGUGGGGGGGGGUAUAAAAGUGCCUUGCUCAUGAGCACAUUUUUUCUAUUCCCCCCAAAAGGAACCCUUUCCCCAGCUUCGCAGCUGAAUAAACCAACAGCUUUGUACGUGCUGAA